Colletotrichum karsti is the source of this 2085-nucleotide messenger RNA. RefSeq lists its product as uncharacterized. The record is from RefSeq and is a predicted model, not a curated record. Lineage: Eukaryota; Fungi; Ascomycota; Sordariomycetes; Glomerellales; Glomerellaceae. The transcript has 2 exons.
CUGGCCGAACUCACUCCGCCGUCGCCCGACCGUAACGAGACUCCGGCGGCGCAGCCCGCAAUGGAGACGACUGAGGUCGACACGAAGCAACAAUCCGUCGCUCCCUCAGAACCACCUCAACAGACUCCAACCCCGGUUGUCGACACUCCCACAACUGAGCCUAGCACGAAUGGUGUUAAGCCACCUGUUCCGGAGGAUGACGACACCGCUAACGAUGAUGAACUUACUCCUCCUCCUGAGAACAUGAGCCCCGUCUCGGGCACAAAUGACCGCGCCUUGGAAGACGAGAUCGUUGUUGGUAACCGCAAUGGCGCACCCAAGUCCUCACCACUUCGUGUUGUUUCCGACCAAGAAGACGAGAACAUGGCCGACGUCGAGGACGAGCCCGUCGUUUCGCAUUAUCCUAAGCGGAAGCGUGCCUCUCUCUUCAAUGACCUGAGCGAAGAUAAGAUGGAGAACAGCCUCGCGUCCGAGAAGGAGGGCACCCCUCGAGGAACCAAGCCCCGUAGGCACGGGGUCGGUGGUGUCAAGGGCGUCAUUCUCGGUUACUGGCGAGAUUCCCCCGUCCCCGACCCCGACGGCAAGCACGCAGUCAUCGGCUUCAUUGACGUUCGCGACCGUCUUCGCACGCGUAUCCAACAAAACACGCGUGACGGCGAGCCCAUCUCAAACAUCGAAUAUCCUCUUCCUCCCGGGCCUGGCGGUAGCUGGGUCACUUUCGAACGUGUCGUCUUCGCAGACCAUCUGGUUGGCAUGGACCACCACCAGGUCAAGGAGUAUGUGAAGCUCCGAACGGACGUUGUCGAGGACUCUGCAGAUGCCAGGGAUGCCGCAGAGAAGGCUGCUGCAAAGGAGGCGGUUCGUCGCGUCGAGGAAAACCCUCCCCCGGAAAACGUCGUCGCGCCUGCUAUCGCCUACGGCGCCGUCAUCCCCGGCCACGCCUCCAUGCCGUCUCGGCCGGACUCUAAACGUCGCCGCACUGGUAGUGGCAUCGGCACGAUUAGCGGGGGACCCGUUCAGCCCCAACCGACACGAGAGAUCGCACCUUCGCCUCAGUUUGACCCGCUUCCCGGAACUAGGCCAACACGCAUCGUCGUGGGAUACUGGAAGGGAUCCAGCGAGCCAGAUCCGGUGAACCGUCAUGCCAUCUAUGGAAUUCUCGGUCAGAACGACAUGUUCCGCGUCAAGGUUGCCCGUGAAACUCGCGAUAAGCGCUUUGUCGACGGCAACUUCCCCGUCGGAGCAGGCGCCUUGUGGAUUCACUGGGAGGACGUCGAGCUCGAACCGCACCUGAAGAACCUGUCUAGGGCCGAAGUGAAGGAGUACUGCCGUGUACGCCAGUGGCAAAUCGACCAAGGCGAGUUGCCAGACGACCGCGUUGCGAACGAGACACAGGCGGUUUACGAGGCCCAGCAACGUGUGGCACAAGGCUUCAAGCCCAAUAUGCAGCAGAGUGUCCCCGCCCAGAUCAUCCCCCAGCCGGGCGAUGACCUCGAUAUGCCGGAAACGAAGCCCGAAGUUCCCCCUGAACUACGCCAGAGCCGUAGGUCCGGUCCCGGAGGCAUUCGUCACUCUCUCCCUGAUCUCGAGAUCAGACAGUCGUCCCGCACCCCGGUGGCCCAGCAGAGCAAGAUCGAUGCCAGCGCUCGCCGCGAGAUCGCCCGCAUCGAGGCCGCUCAAAUGCGCACCGAGCGCUUCGCCGCCGACCGCGAGGCUGCCGCCGCCCAAGCUGCCGCCCAGGCCGCCGCUCAAGCCCAGAUGAACUCGCAGCCCGUCCUCGUCCCCCCGCAGAUUCCCUCCCAGGCCAUGCCCAAGAUGCCCAUUCCCAACGGCAACGGCGCUCGCAUGAGCAGCAUGUUCCACGAGCGCGACGAGAUGCAGCGCCUGAACAAGGUAUGGGCCCAGCAGGAGGAGCACCGCAGCAGGGCUGCCGGCGAGGAGAUCAAGUUCUUCGGCGGUAUCAAGUAUGAGCGCAAGCAGAACGGCCCGUUUGUCGGCAAGCUCGUGUCCCAGGGCACCAUCAUCAGCAUCGACGGCGAAGACUACGUCGAGUACCGCGUUCUUACGAAGCCUAGUUUCUUCUAA